Molecule: messenger RNA, 3762 nt
Organism: Sphaerodactylus townsendi
Lineage: Eukaryota; Metazoa; Chordata; Lepidosauria; Squamata; Sphaerodactylidae
Gene: SNX18
Product: sorting nexin 18
Exons: 2
Coding region: 270-2129 (619 amino acids)
Biological process (GO): endosomal transport; protein transport; plasma membrane tubulation
Cellular component (GO): cytoplasmic vesicle; plasma membrane
Molecular function (GO): protein binding; phosphatidylinositol binding
Source: RefSeq, a predicted model, not a curated record
CGGCUCUGGAUUAGCGGAACUGGCGACGUGGGACGGUGUCCCCCUCCCUCCCGCCCUCCCGCCACACGCCCCGCCAGGCAACGGCGGACGGGGAGAGGCUGCUGGCGGCCCCCUCAGCGCCGGAGAGGAAGGCGGCGGCGUUGUUCUCCCCCGGUUGGGCGGCGAAUUCGGCGGGCCGGGCGAGGCCGCCUGAGGGGAGCGAGCGGCGCGGGCGGGCGGGCUGCGUGUGGUCGGCGGCGCUGCGGGGCAGCCCGUCCCCGGCUGGGGCGAUGGCGCUGCUGCGGGCGCGGGCGCUGUACGCCUUCCAGUCGGAGAACCCGGGCGAGAUCUCUCUGCGGGAGCACGAGGUGCUGAGCCUGUGCAGCGACCAGGAGAUCGAGGGCUGGCUGGAGGGCGUCAACAGCCGCGGCGACCGAGGCCUCUUCCCGGCCUCCUACGUGCAGCUCAUCCGCGCCGCCGAGCCGCCCGCCCCGCUGCCCGGGCCCGCCCCGGCCCGCUACGCGAACCUCCCGACCGGCGGGCUCGAACCGGCGGCGGCGCCCCCGGCGUCCACCUUCCACCCUCAGCAGCAGCUCCCCCCGCCGGCCGCCGAGCCGUUCCAGCUGCCGCCGCCGCCGGUGUCUUCGGGCUACCCGUUCCCCUACGGCGGCGGCGGCGGCGGCUCAGCCUACCAGCCCAGCCAGGGCAGCGACGACGACUGGGACGAUGACUGGGACGACAGCUCCACCGUGGCCGACGAGCCGGGCGUCCUGGGCUGCUCCUACGCGGACUACGAGAACGCCGGCACGGGCGGCCCCGCGGCGGGCAGGUCCCGCCGCUCCACCCGCUCGGACCUGUCGCUGAGCUCCCGCGGGAGCCAGCCGGGGGGCCCCCUGCACCACCACCACCCGCCUGCCGUCGGGGCCGCCAAGAGCUCGGCCACGGUGAGCCGCAACCUGAACCGCUUCUCCACCUUCGUCAAGUCCGGCGGGGAGGCCUUCGUGCUGGGCGAGGCGUCGGGCUUCGUGCGGGACGGCGACAAGCUGUGCGUGGUGCUGGGCCCCCACGGGCCCGAGUGGCAGGAGAACCCCUACCCCUUCCAGUGCUCCAUCGAAGACCCCACCAAGCAGACCAAGUUCAAGGGCAUGAAGAGCUACAUCGCCUACAAGCUGGUGCCCAGCCACACCGGGCAGCAGGUGCACCGGCGCUACAAGCACUUCGACUGGCUCUACGGGCGCCUGGCCGAGAAGUUCCCCGUCAUCUCGGUGCCCCACUUGCCCGAGAAGCAGGCCACGGGGCGCUUCGAGGAGGACUUCAUCUCCAAGCGGCGGAAAGGCCUGGCCUGGUGGAUGGACCACAUGUGCAGCCACCCGGUGUUGGCCCAGUGCGACGCCUUCCAGCACUUCCUCACCUGCCCCAGCACCGACGAGAAGGCCUGGAAGCAGGGCAAACGCAAAGCCGAGAAGGACGAGAUGGUGGGUGCCAACUUCUUCCUGACCAUUAGCGUGCCCGGGGGCCACCCGACUUCUCUGGACCUGCAGGAGGUGGAAAGCCAAGUGGAUGUCUUCAAGAGCUUCACCAAGAAGAUGGAUGAGAGCACCAUUCAUCUCAACCAGACGGUGAACGAGUUUGCUCGCAAGCAGGUCACAGGGUUCAAGAAGGAGUACCAGAAAGUGGGGCAUUCCUUCAGGGGCCUCAGCCAGGCCUUUGAGAUGGACCAGCAGCCUUUUUCGGUUGGCCUCAAUCAAGCCAUCGCCUUCACUGGAGAAGCUUAUGAUGCUAUUGGUGAACUCUUUGCAGAUCAACCCAGACGGGACCUGGACCCUGUGGUGGAUUUAUUAGCACUGUAUCAGGGACAUCUGGCUAAUUUCCCAGACAUCAUUCAUGUCCAAAAAGGAGCCCUUACCAAAGUGAAGGAGAGUAAGCGGCAUGUAGAAGAAGGAAAGAUGGAGGCCCAGAAAGCAGAUGGGAUUCAAGAUCGUUGUAACAUUAUUUCUUUUGCUACCCUGGCAGAAAUUCACCAUUUCCACAAAAUUCGAGUCAGGGACUUCAAGUCACAAAUGCAGCAUUUCUUACAACAGCAAAUACUUUUUUUCCAAAAAGUGACACAAAAGUUAGAAGAAGCUCUUCACAAGUACGACAGUGUUUAAUGUCUGGAUGGCUACAAUAUUGUUUUAUUCCUGAACUCUGAAUAGUGGAUAUUUCUUCACAUAUGGAUGAAUUAAGCAACAGAGACAACAAAUACUGCUUUCAAAGAACUAUUAGCACCUCCUUGGGGUUGCUGUAUAAGGAUGGUUUUAUAAUCUGUUUUGGAUCCAACUGAACCUAAUAAUUACAUUUGGAGCAAACAAUUAUGUCUGUGUAGCGGAGACUGUACUACACAUUGUAAAUAAGUUAUACUCUGCCUACACUACCAUUGUAAUGUUUUGACAUAAUGAUUAUACUAUCUGCCUUAUUGCUUUUUUGAAACACAGAAUUUUAGUGCAUAUUUUGUAGACCUCAGAACCUUUUUGGGUCUUCAAAGAAGCUGGUUAGUUAAAGAACUUGCUUCAGAUGCCUUUUUAAAAUACUCUUCAGUUUGAAUUUUCUAAAUUCAACCAGUUAUCUGUUUACAAAUUCCUGUUAGAGCAGCUAUGCGACUCUGUGCCUUUAGACUCACAAUUGUUUCAGUUUUUUUCUAAUUAACCACAGUUUUGUGACUGAAUGAAUGAAGGGUUGGCACCUCUGACAGGGCCUGAUUUCAAACCUCAUAGUGACUGGAAUAAAAUAAGUAUCCUGAAAACCUUAGCAAGAUAAAUGUUGGUUGAAACAUGGAAUCGGAAAUCAUUUUAGACUUUAUUCUGAUUUUUAAAAAUACUAUUUAUUAUUCAUACCAGAACCUUGAACAGACAGAAACGAGGGCAGCGCUGCUGUUAUUUCCUAACAUGACAACAUAUGACUGUUUACUGUAACACUUUUUAAAAUAGAAACUUGGACCCCUUAUCUAAUAAAUGAGUACUCAAGUGUAAUCAUGGGUAAGAGAACAAAAUUAGUGGGAUACAUGUUUGUGUGCUGCUUUGUGCAAAUGUUGGCUGGCUAUUGAUUUAUUGGACCCUUAAGCAUGGACCUACACUGCAGACUGUCAUUAAUGUUUGUUGUAGCUGCUGUUUGGUUGAAAAGAAGAUGGUGGUAGCUUCUGACAAGUUUAUUUUCCCUGAAUGCUUCCGCAGACUGUUGCUGUAGAUUGUGCUUCAAGUCCUGUAAAUAAGGGUCUGAGUGUAUACUGCUUACAAAUGGAUGUAAGGGAGCUCUAAUGUGAUAAGACCUGGGUGAGCGUUCUACUUGCCUGUAUUUCUGCACUCCGCAAGGAAGCCCUUUUUGAAAGGAAUUAAGUUCCUCAUUGUCUAAAAUUACACUGAUAUUUGAAAAUAGUGUUCAAAAAUUCACAGAGUGCCACACUUUGAAUUUAAAAGGUGCUUCAGUUUAUCUCUCUGCAAUGCCUACUAGUGUUAAUGAAACAAAUUUUAACUUGGGUCAUUGCCUAGAAUUGCACCACUAGUUCUGUAUCCAAGAUGGCUUUGGAUAUCUAUUGCCUUAAAUACUGCUGUUUGCAUUGAGUAUGGCAGAAAUAAGUUUUUCUUCUAAUGCUGUUUUUACAAGCAGAGUAUGAGAGGUUUACCACUCCAAAACUCCUGGGCAUGGAAUGAUGGUGGCAAAUCCUUGCUAGGUGCACAGUAGCUCCUUGGAGUCUGGUUUCAUUAUAUCUAUCUAAUCUCUUCAUCUAUUAAAACGUUUUAAAAAGCA